AUGGCACUGCAAGAGGUGCGUUUCGAUGGUGUUGAGAUAGUGGAAUUUUCUGUCCAAGAAAUCGAGUGCGAAGAGAAGUUUUAUGACGACGAGGAAGAGGAUGAUUUCGAUGGCGAUGACCUUGAUAGAGAUGAGGAGGGUGAUGAAAAGGACUCUCAACCCACUUCCCAUACAUCCGCAGUCCCACAAUCCCUAACCAGCUACACCUUCGCCCUCUCCAACUCUCAGUCACCCCUCAGCCAAGCAACACUAAACUACAUCGUCAUUCAACACAGCGGCAUCAUCCUUCCCUUCGACCCCGAUUUCGUCAGAACCUCCAACGAACUGACCACGUCUGAGAUGUUGCGUAUAGAACAAUAUGAUCUUGAGACUAUUCGCCAUGAUGCGUCCGUCGAGUGGUUGCCCGAGAGUGCGAUAAGGGAGAGGAUGAGAGGUGCUUAUUCUGUAGAAAGGGAAGAGGAGAGGAGAGAGUUCGUGAGGGAUUUGGCCAGAGGAGGUGCACCUGAACGAAUUGUCAUCGAGAGUAUUGCGGUAUCUCUCCUUCUCAUGGAAACUCCUCAAUAUGUUGCUCCAUGGCCUGGCCCUGCAGGUAUUUCAAUCGCCGGUUCUGUAAGAAGUAUUUCUGACCUCGGAGCUGGGGGAAGUGAGGAAGAGAGAGCGGCUAGGAGACAGAGAUUGGAGUAAUUGUGCUAGAGGACCAUCGUGCAUGCCCAUUAAGUGACUUUCGAAGCUUCGAAGUUGGAAUGCAGCACGGUUUUACAAUAUAUGUCAAGCGUUUUUAAGGUAUACGAUAUGGUAAAGAAAGGGGUUUCAAAGUUAAAAGAUGAAUAAGAGAG
Molecule: messenger RNA, 836 nt
Organism: Hyaloscypha bicolor E
Lineage: Eukaryota; Fungi; Ascomycota; Leotiomycetes; Helotiales; Hyaloscyphaceae
Exons: 3
Coding region: 1-684 (227 amino acids)
Source: RefSeq, a predicted model, not a curated record